UUGAAAGUACAGCCUGACGUCUGGGCUGUUCAGCCUGAGCAGCUGCUGGAGCUACAAAGCCUGUUUUCAUCCUGUGCCAGGAUGGGAGUGAUAUGGCUUCCCAACCCAUCCAGGAUCCUGUGUUUUUCCUUUCAUAUUACCCUCCUUCUGCUUCAACAGACUGCUGCAGAAAGAGAACUGAAGUUUGUGGUUGCAGUUUUCCGACACGGUGAUCGAACACCAGUUGUAAAUUUUCCAACUGAUCUACACAAGGAAAGUGAAUGGCCCCAGGGAUUUGGACAACUUACCAAGACUGGAAUGCAGCAGCUAUUUGAACUUGGACAAUACACGAGGGGAAGAUACUCCAGCUUUCUGAACAGCACAUACAACAGGCAAGAGUUUUACAUCCAAAGUACAGAUUAUGACCGCACCAUUAUGAGUGCCCAGUCAUACCUUUCUGGCCUCUUCCCACCAACUAGCAGCCAAAUUUGGAACCCUGAGCUCCUCUGGCAACCCAUUCCAGUUCAUGUUAUUCAAAAAUCAACAGAUGAGAGGCUGCAUUUUCCUCUGCGUGGCUGUCCCCGUUUUGAUGAACUUCAGAAUGAAACACAAACAUCAAGUGAAUUUCAAAGUAGGAUACAACCCUACAUGGAUUUUUUACAAACGAUGGCAGUUAACACAGGACUUGAACUAAAUCAUCUCAAAAUACUGGAUAAUUUCCAGCUCUGGAAUACAUAUGACACUCUCCACUGCGAGGAUAUUCACAAUUUCACUCUCCCUGUAUGGGCUACCAAAGAUGUAAUCAACAAGAUGGAAAAACUGGCAGAAUUGUCCCUAUUAUCACUAUUUGGGAUUUAUAAGACAGAAGAGAAAUCACGACUGCAAGGAGGUGUCCUUGUGAAUCUUAUUUUAAAUAGUAUUAGGCAAGCUGCCAAUUCUUCAAAACAAAGAAAAAUGGAGGUCUACUCUGCACAUGACACCACAGUUGGGGCCCUCCAGAUUGCUCUCAAUAUUUUCAAUGGAAAACUGCCACCAUAUGCUGCUUGCCAGUUCUUUGAACUCUACCAAGAAAGUAGUGGGCAGUACAGUAUUGAAAUGUAUUAUCGGAACGACUCCUCAAAGGCUCCUUACCUACUGACCCUGCCAGGAUGCACUUCUUCUUGUCCACUUGAGAAGUUUGCUGAACUAGUUUCUCCUGUGAUUACAGAAAACUGGUCAAAAGAAUGUGGGAAUAAAGACAAAAUGAAAGAUAUUUUUAUUGGGUUUGACGUUGCUGUUGGCUUGUUGUUCAUCUUUGACCUUGUGCUGCUCUACCUCCUUUAUCAUUAUGGACGCUGCAGGCGCAGAAACAACUACCAAGACAUUUAAAGGGGAGGUAAAGAAACGAAAGAGAGAGCAGCAAUCCUUUAAGUUCCUUAUAUCCCUCAGUUUGCUGUGGCCAAAUUCAUCUCCAAAGCAUAUUCCAAAAGUGUGAAGACCUGAGGUAUCUGUGGCCUAACUCCUAAAACAUCUGCAGUGAGAAAUACUGUAGAAAUACGUUAUUGCUAAGAAUUUACUUUUGUAGGAAGAUGGAAUCACUCCAGUUUAGUGCUUAGGUUUUCUACUACUAUUAAUCACUCUGAACUUAAGUAGUGGGGUGAAGGGAUGCUAUUGCCUAUGCUUUUCCUUUUCCUUCUCAUAUUGCCUGUUACUAUUUGUCCCUCUGCUGCUCAACGAGUCUCUUGAAAAUCACAGUCUGCAAUAUUUUCCUUACAUCUUAUAAAUGGCUAUUUUCUUGAUGCACAAGGGAAUGUUUUCAGUGAGCAGAAGCUGCAAUUACUGUGUGAAAAGAUUCAAGCCAGUACUUGGGCAGACUGUUUCUGUAUUUAUUCAUGCAAAUCUAUGCAUGAGUUUUGACCUUGGCCUUCAGCUAAUAAAGGUCUGCAGCCUGCAUUUCAACAGCUCUGGUAGUGCCUUGGCAGUGUUAAGAGUUGGACACAAUGAUCUUAAAGGUCUUUUCCAACCUAAUUGAUUCUAUAAUUUAUUUCUUUGAGCCACUUUUACACUAAUUCCUCAAGCUAACACUCUGUUUAUCACCUUUCAUUUUAAUUUACAAUAACACCUUUAACUCCUUGCUCUGUUCAAAAUCCCUUAUGUUAGCAAGAUCUGCACUGAAAGUAAGAAAACAAUGGUUCUGCUUUUUGUAUGCUCAUCUCUUCUGUGCAAUGUAUUCUGUUUAGAUUGUAAGCUCCUAAGGGCAGGAAAUGUGUUCCCAUAAUUGCUCUUUAGUACCAUAAACUAGUAUCAUAAGCAUUAAUAUUGCUGUAUAAAAUACUGCUUAUCAUCACA
Messenger RNA from Melopsittacus undulatus (budgerigar), 2307 nucleotides. Its product is annotated as acid phosphatase 3. Gene Ontology annotation, molecular function: acid phosphatase activity. Gene Ontology annotation, biological process: lysosome organization; dephosphorylation. The transcript has 11 exons. The record is from RefSeq and is a predicted model, not a curated record. The coding region runs from base 82 to 1347 and encodes 421 amino acids. NCBI's taxonomy places the organism in Eukaryota, Metazoa, Chordata, Aves, Psittaciformes, Psittaculidae. Gene Ontology annotation, cellular component: lysosome; plasma membrane.